AAUGCAAUCUGCCUGACCUCAGCUGAUACAGGGGAGAGGCUCUUCCACAUCAAAGGUAAAUCCUAAAGUCAUUCAACAGUAGUUAUUGAUCUCUAUAUUGAUUUUUGAUUGAGCUAUGCUAAUGGUAAGUUAGGCUCAUGCUAUCAUAUGUUAAAGGUAGAGUCAGCGAUGCCAAAAGUAAACAGCCCUAUCAAGCAGAUUUCUGCAACAACUAAGAGUCUGAAUCACGAGGCUGGACUUCUCUGCUGUUGUGGUCCUGCAGCUAUCACGUUGUAGCAGCUAUCACGUUGUAGCAGCUAUCACGUUGCAUCAGCUAUCACGUUGUAGCAGCUAUCACGUUGCAGCAGCUAUCACGUUGCAGCAGCUAUCACGUUGUAGCAGCUAUCACGUUGUAGCAGAUAUCACGUUGUAGCAGAUAUCACGUUGCAUCAGCUAUCACGUUGUAGCAGCUAUCACGUUGCAGCAGCUAUCAAGUUGUAGCAGCUAUCACGUUGUAGCAGAUAUCACGUUGUAGCAGAUAUCACGUUGUAGCAGAUAUCACGUUGUAGCAGCUAUCACGUUGUAGCAGCUAUCACGUUGUAGCAGCUAUCACGUUGUAGCAGAUAUCACGUUGUAGCAGUGUGAAGAACACCCCUGAACAUGCACUGAUAUGUUUUGUUUGUGCAACGUCUUGUAUCGCUCUCACCUACAAUAUCCUGCUGCUCCUGGCAACGUCUUGUAUCGCAUCGCUCUCACCUACAAUAUCCUGCUGCUCCUGGCAACGUCUUGUAUCGCUCUCACCUACAAUAUCCUGCUGCUCCUGGCAACGUCUUGUAUCGCUCUCACCUACAAUAUCCUGCUGCUCCUGGCAACGUCUUGUAUCGCUCUCACCUACAAUAUCCUGCUGCUCCUGGCAACGUCUUGUAUCGCAUCGCUCUCACCUACAAUAUCCUGCUGCUCCUGGCAACGUCUUGUAUCGCUCUCACCUACAAUAUCCUGCUGCUCCUGGCAACGUCUUGUAUCGCAUCGCUCUCACCUACAAUAUCCUGCUGCUCCUGGCAACGUCUUGUAUCGCUCUCACCUACAAUAUCCUGCUGCUCCUGGCAACGUCUUGUAUCGCUCUCACCUACAAUAUCCUGCUGCUCCUGGCAACGUCUUGUAUUGCUCUCACCUACAAUAUCCUGCUGCUCCUGGCAACGUCAUAUCACUUUCCUCAGAUCACCACAAGUCUACGAUCACGCGGUGCCGGUUUGACCCUCAGAGUCAGCACGUAGCCAGUGUCUCUGAAGACAGAACCAUCAAACUCUGGGACCUGGUCUCCACCCAAACCACCCUCUCCAUCAACAGGUGAAGAUAACACUCAUUACAUUACACAUUACACCCAGUCCCUGGGAUGGUAGAUAAUACUCAUUACAUUACACACAGUCCCUGGGAUGGUAGAUAAUACUCAUUACAUUACACACAGUCCCUGGGAUGAUAGAUAACACUCAUUACAUUACACACAGUCCCUGUGAUGAUAGAUAAUACUCAUUACAUUACACACAGUCCCUGGGAUGGUAGAUAAUACUCAUUACAUUAUACACAGUCCCUGGGAUGGUAGAUAAUACUCAUUACAUUACACACAGUCCCUGGGAUGGUAGAUAAUACUCAUUACAUUACACACAGUCCCUGGGAUGGUAGAUAAUACUCAUUACAUUACACACAGUCCCUGGGAUGGUAGAUAAUACUCAUUACAUUUACACACAGUCCCUGGGAUGGUAGAUAAUACUCAUUACAUUAUACACAGUCCCUGGGAUGGUAGAUAAUACUCAUUACAUUACACAGUCCCUGGGAUGGUAGAUAAUACUCAUUACAUUACACCCAGUCCCUGGGAUGUAGAUAAUACUCAUUACAUUGACACACAGUCCCUGGGAUGGUAGAUAUACUCAUUACAUACAACACAGUCCCUGGGAUGGUAGAUAAUACUCAUUACAUUACACACAGUCCCUGGGAUGGUAGAUAAUACUCAUUACAUUACACACAGUCCCUGGGAUGGUAGAUAAUACUCAUUACAUUACACACAGUCCCUGGGAUGGUAGAUAAUACUCAUUACAUUACACACAGUCCCUGGGAUGGUGAUAAUACUCAUUACAUUACACACAGUCCCUGGGAUGGUAGAUAAUACUCAUUACAUUACACACAGUCCCUGGGGAUGGUAGAUAAUACUCAUUACAUUACACACAGUCCCUGGGAUGGUAGAUAAUACUCAUUACAUUACACACAGUCCCUGGGAUGGUAGAUAAUACUCAUUACAUUACACACAGUCCCAGGGAUGAUAGAUAAUACUCAUUACAUUACACACAGUCCCUGGGAUGGUAGAUAAUACUCAUUACAUUACACACAGUCCCUGGGAUGGUAGAUAAUACUCAUUACAUUACACACAGUCCCUGGGAUGGUAGAUAAUACUCAUUACAUUACACACAGUCCCUGGGAUGGUAGAUAAUACUCAUUACAUUACACCCAGUCCCUGGGAUGGUAGAUAAUACUCAUUACAUUACACACAGUCCCUGGGAUGGUAGAUAAUACUCAUUACAUUACACACAGUCCCUGGGAUGGUAGAUAAUACUCAUUACAUUACACACAGUCCCUGGGAUGGUAGAUAAUACUCAUUACAUUACACACAGUCCCUGGGAUGAUAGAUAAUACUCAUUACAUUACACACAGUCCCUGGGAUGAUAGAUAAUACUCAUUACAUUACACACAGUCCCUGGGAUGGUAGAUAAUACUCAUUACAUUACACACAGUCCCUGGGAUGGUAGAUAAUACUCAUUACAUUACACACAGUCCCUGGGAUGAUAGAUAAUACUCAUUACAUUACACAUUACACACAGUCCCUGGGAUGGUAGAUAAUACUCAUUACAUUACACACAGUCCCUGGGAUGAUAGAUAAUACUCAUUACAUUACACACAGUCCCUGGGAUGAUAGAUAAUACUCAUUACAUUACACACAGUCCCUGGGAUGGUAGAUAAUACUCAUUACAUUACACACAGUCCCUGGGAUGAUAGAUAAUACUCAUUACAUUACACACAGUCCCUGGGAUGGUAGAUAAUACUCAUUACAUUACACACAGUCCCUGGGAUGGUAGAUAAUACUCAUUAUAUUACACAUUACACACAGUCCCUGUGAUGAUAGCUAAUAAUCAUUACAUUACACACAGUCCCUGGGAUGAUAGAUAAUACUCAUUACAUUACACACAGUCCCUGGGAUGGUAGAUAAUACUCAUUACAUUACACACAGUCCCUGGGAUGAUAGCUAAUACUCAUUACAUUACACACAGUCCCUGGGAUGAUAGAUAAUACUCAUUACAUUACACACAGUCCCUGGGAUGAUAGAUAAUACUCAUUACAUUACACACAGUCCCUGGGAUGAUAGAUAAUACUCAUUACAUUACACACAGUCCCUGGAUGAUAGAUAAUACUCAUUACAUUACACACAGUCCCUGGGAUGGUAGAUAAUACUCAUUACAUUACACACAGUCCCUGGGAUGAUAGAUAAUACUCAUUACAUUACACACAGUCCCUGGGAUGAUAGAUAAUACUCAUUACAUUACACACAGUCCCUGGGAUGGUAGAUAAUACUCAUUACAUUACACACAGUCCCUGGGAUGAUAGAUAAUACUCAUUACAUUACACACAGUCCCUGGGAUGGUAGAUAAUACUCAUUACAUUACACACAGUCCCUGGGAUGGUAGAUAAUACUCAUUAUAUUACACAUUACACACAGUCCCUGGGAUGGUAGAUAAUACUCAUUACAUUACACACAGUCCCUGGGAUGGUAGAUAAUACUCAUUACAUUACACACAGUCCCUGUGAUGAUAGCUAAUAAUCAUUACAUUACACACAGUCCCUGGGAUGAUAGAUAAUACUCAUUACAUUACACACAGUCCCUGGGAUGGUAGAUAAUACUCAUUACAUUACACACAGUCCCUGGGAUGAUAGAUAAUACUCAUUACAUUACCACACAGUCCCUGGAAUGGUAGAUAAUACUCAUUACAUUACACACAGUCCCUGGGAUGAUAGAUAAUACUCAUUACAUUACACACAGUCCCUGGGAUGGUAGAUAAUACUCAUUAUAUUACACACAGUCCCUGGGAUGGUAGAUAAUACUCAUUAUAUUACACAUUACACACAGUCCCUGUGAUGAUAGCUAAUAAUCAUUACAUUACACACAGUCCCUGGGAUGGUAGAUAAUACUCAUUACAUUACACACAGUCCCUGGGAUGAUAGAUAAUACUCAUUACAUUACACACAGUCCCUGGGGUGGUAGAUAAUACUCAUUACAUUACACACAGUCCCUGGGAUGGUAGAUAAUACUCAUUACAUUAACACAAGUCCCUGGGAUGGUAGAUAAUACUCAUUACAUUACACACAGUCCUGGGAUGGUAGAUAAUACUCAUUACAUUACACACAGUCCCUGGGAUGGUAGAUAAUACUCAUUACAUUACACACAGUCCCUGGGAUGGUAGAUAAUACUCAUACAUUACACACAGUCCCUGGGGUGAUAGAUAAAACUCAUUACAUUACACACAGUCCCUGGGAUGGUAGAUAAUACUCAUUACAUUACACACACAGUCCCUGUGAUGGUAGAUAAUACUCAUUACAUUACACACAGUCCCUGGGAUGGUAGAUAAUACUCAUUACAUUACACACAGUCCUGGGAUGGUAGAUAAUACUCAUUACAUUACACACGUCCCUGGGAUGGUAGAUAAUACUCAUUACAUUACACACAGUCCCUGGGAUGGUAGAUAAUACUCAUUACAUUACACACAGUCCCUGGGAUGGUAGAUAAUACUCAUUACAUUACACACAGUCCUGGGAUGAUAGAUAAUACUCAUUACAUUACACCCAGUCCCUGGGAUGGUAGAUAAUACUCAUUACAUUACACACAGUCCCUGGGAUGAUAGAUAAUACUCAUUACAUUACACACAGUCCCUGGGAUGAUAGAUAAUACUCAUUACAUUACACAUUACACACAGUCCCUGGGAUGGUAGAUAAUACUCAUUACAUUACACAUUACACACAGUCCCUGGGAUGAUAGAUAAUACUCAUUACAUUACACACAGUCCUGGGAUGGUAGAUAAUACUCAUUACAUUACACACAGUCCCUGGGAUGAUAGAUAAUACUCAUUACAUUACACAGUCCCUGGGAUGGUAGAUAAUAUCAUUACAUUACACACAGUCCCUGGGAUGAUAGAUAAUACUCAUUACAUUACACACAGUCCCUGGGAUGGUAGAUAAUACUCAUUACAUUACACACAGUCCCUGGGAUGAUAGAUAAUACUCAUUACAUUACACACAGUCCCUGGGAUGGUAGAUAAUACUCAUUACAUUACACACAGUCCCUGGGAUGAUAGAUAAUACUCAUUACAUUACACACAGUCCCUGGGAUGGUAGAUAAUACUCAUUACAUUACACACAGUCCCUGGGAUGGUAGAUAAUACUCAUUACAUUACACACAGUCCCUGGGAUGGUAGAUAAUACUCAUUACAUUACACACAGUCCCUGGGAUGGUAGAUAAUACUCAUUACAUUACACACAGUCCCUGGGAUGGUAGAUAAUACUCAUUACAUUACACACAGUCCCUGUGAUGGUAGAUAAUACUCAUUACAUUACACACAGUCCCUGGGAUGAUAGAUAAUACUCAUUACAUUACACACAGUCCCUGGGAUGGUAGAUAAUACUCAUUACAUUACACACAGUCCCUGGGAUGGUAGAUAAUACUCAUUACAUUACACACAGUCCCUGGGAUGAUAGAUAAUACUCAUUACAUUACACACAGUCCCUGGGAUGAUAGAUAAUACUCAUUACAUUACACACAGUCCCUGGGAUGAUAGAUAAUACUCAUUACAUUACACACAGUCCCUGGGAUGGUAGAUAAUACUCAUUACAUUACACACAGUCCCUGGGAUGAUAGAUAAUACUCAUUACAUUACACACAGUCCCUGGGAUGAUAGAUAAUACUCAUUACAUUACACACAGUCCCUGGGAUGAUAGAUAAUACUCAUUACAUUACACACAGUCCCUGGGCCCUAGAUAGACUGUAUGUCAGUGGCCCUAGAUAGACUGUAUGUCAGUGGCCCUAGAUAGACUGUAUGUCAGUGGCCCUAGAUAGACUGUAUGUCAGUGGCCCUAGAUAGACUGUACGUCAGUGGCCCUAGAUAGACUGUAUGUCAGUGGCCCUAGAUAGACUGUAUGUCAGUGGCCCUAGAUAGACUGUAUGCCAGUGGCCCUAGAUAGACUGUAUGCCAGUGGCCCUAGAUAGACUGUAUGUCAGUGGCCCUAGAUAGACUGUAUCAGUGUCCCUAGAUAGACUGUAUGUCAGUGGCCCUAGAUAGACUGUAUGUCAGUGGCCCUAGAUAGACUGUAUGUCAGUGGCCCUAGAUAGACUGUACGUCAGUGGCCCUAGAUAGACUGUAUGUCAGAACUAAGACCCUGUGUAUUGCCCAAUCAUCUGACAUGCCUGGGCUUUAACCCAUCAAACCAUCCUCUUAACAUACAGGAGGAAAUAUUGCUAUGUGUCAUGAUUAAUCACAGGACUCUCAUUAUAUCACACCACGCACUGCAGUACCGUGAACUAAAACAUAACCUGCCAUUAUGUAAGAAAGAUUGAUGCAGUAAUGUAGAGUGGUGGAUAUUUUAAUGAACACACCAAGCAGUAUCUGGUUCCCCAUCGUCCCAGAGAGAGAUCUGCAUUCCAUGGGCUACGUCUCAAAUAGCACCCUACUACGGGCCCUGGUCAAAAGCAGUGCACUAUAUAGGACAUAGUGUGUCGUAUGGGACAUACUACAUUCCAUUGAUUCUCAUUCUCAUUGAUUCCUUUCAUCACUUUCAUGGGAGGGAGGGAGGGAGGGAGGGAGGGAGAGAGGGGGAGAGAGAGAGAGAGAGAGAGAGAGAGAGAGGAGAGAGAGGAGAGAGAGAGAGAGGAGAGAGAGAGAGAGAGAGAGAGAAGAGAGAGAGAGAGAGAGAGAGGGAGAGAGGGAGGGGGGAGGGAGGGAGGGAGGGAGGGAGGGAGAGAGAUCUGCAUCAACAGCAAUCUCUUGAAUAAUCCUAUGCAGUGUCAUCAACAGCAGACUCCAUUUCCUCAGUGAGAACAAUGGAGCAAAUUGUCAAAUUGGAUUUCUACCAAAAUACAGUAUGAAAGACCACGUAUACACCCUGCACGACGCUGGGUAGUGACGCCUUAAGCACUGAGAUCCAGUGCCUUAGACCGCUUCGCCACUCGGGAGUCUCUGCUCUCAGCAGUAAGACCUACCUCUGUCCCUUGUCUGUCCCUUGUUGGCCUGUCAGGCUGGUUGAUAUGUUAUUGAUCUGCUAUGACAGCAGUAAGACCUAACUCUGUCCCUUGUUGGCCUGUCAGGCUGGUUGAUAUGUUAUUGAUCUGCUAUGACAGCAGUAAGACCUAACUCUGUCCCUUGUUGGCCUGUCAGGCUGGUUGAUAUGUUAUUGAUCUGCUAUGACAGCAGUAAGACCUACCUCUGUCCCUUGUCUGUCCCUUGUUGACCUGUCAGGCUGGUUGAUAUGUUAUUGAUCUGCUAUGACAGCAGUAAGACCUAACUCUGUCCCUUGUUGGCCUGUCAGGCUGGUUGAUAUGUUAUUGAUCUGCUAUGACGGCAGUAAGACCUAACUCUGUCCCUUGUUGGCCUGUCAGGCUGGUUGAUAUGUUAUUGAUCUGCUAUGACAGCAGUAAGACCUACCUCUGUCCCUUGUUGGCCUGUCAGGCUGGUUGAUAUGUUAUUGAUCUGCUAUGACAGCAGUAAGACCUAACUCUGUCCCUUGUUGGCCUGUCAGGCUGGUUGAUAUGUUAUUGAUCUGCUAUGACAGCAGUAAGACCUACUCUCCUUGUGCCGUGUGGUGUUUUCAUGAUCUGGUUGAGAUACCUUCACCUUGGGUUGCUUUGCUAGUUAUCUUAUUACAUGAGUUUUUAGACAUCAUGCUUUUUGUCAUUGUUAGCCUAACAUUUAGCCUAUCACCAUUUGAGCUUUUCAUUAGCUUAAAAUGAACCUCGUCCACAGGCUAUUGCACACAGUUCAAACCAUUAGUAUUAGUCAAGGUCACGUUGAGGCUGUUAUACCAGUCAAGGUCACGUUGAGGCUGUUAUACCAGUCAAGGUCACGUUGAGGCUGUUAUACCAGUCAAGGUCACGUUGAGGCUGUUAUACCAGUCAAGGUCACGUUGAGGCUGUUAUACCAGUCAAGGUCACGUUGAGGCUGUUAUACCAGUCAAGGUCACGUUGAGGCUGUUAUACCAGUCAAGGUCACGUUGAGGCUGUUAUACCAAGCCUUCAGAGCUUGUGAAGGAACCCAAUAUUACAAUAUGCAUUAUGACAAUACACAUUAUUGUUCUAUUCUGUCCCCUACACAGCACCCACACCAACGUCAUCUCUGACUGCUGUUUCACUGCUAACGGCCGCUACUUGUGCACUGCAUCAUGGGACAAGACACUGCAGCUGUGGGACGUCCAGACGGGAACGUUCCGUUCCCACGGUGGCCUGACCCUUAGCAAGGGACACGACGGAUCCGUCAGCUCCUGCACCUUCUCCGAGGACGGUAAGGUAGACGUAUCAGUCUUCAUGUUCUUCAGACGUUUAUUUGUCCCAAAAAAAGAGGAAUAAGGAACUUGUCGGCACUUCUUAAUCUUAAUGCCACUUAGCAGACGCUUUUUAUCCAAAGCGACUUACAGUCAUGUGUGCAUAAAUUUUUGUGUAUGGGGGUGGUCCCGGGGAUCGAACCCACUACCCUGGCGUUACAAGCGCCGUGCUCUACCAGCUGAGCUACAGAUGAGCACUGUCACUCAUCAGACUUUACAUAGACGUAGCACCGUCAACAUGAAGAUUCCCUUGACCACUACUGCUCUGCUGACAGACUGAAUAUAUUUCUCUGUUAUUGUCCAGCGUCAGUCCUUGUAUCGGGUGCAUAUGAUAGAACAGUGGCUGUGUGGGACAUGGAGGCUCUCUGCAAGACCCUGGAGUUGAAGGUAGCUUCAUGCUGUAUUCUACUUUAGACACAUUUUAAGGCAAACGGGGGUGUGUAUGUGUCCUCGUGUGUGUGUGUGUUUCAAACUGGUGUGUCCUCGUGUGUGUUUGCUCACCCUAGGGACAUGUGGAUUGGGUGACAGAUGUGGCAAUCAGCGCUGACAAGAAAUGGGUGGCCUCCGCUUCCAAGGUACACACACACACACACCUCAAUGUCAUGUCCCUGUAGGCCACAGUACAUAUACACCUCAAUGUCAUGUCCCUGUAGGCUACAGUACAUAUACACCUCAAUGUCAUGUCCCUGUAGGCCACAGUACAUAUACACCUCAAUGUCAUGUCCCUGUAGGCUACAGUACAUAUACACCUCAAUGUCAUGUCCCUGUAGGCCACAGUACAUAUACACCUCAAUGUCAUGUCCCUGUAGGCUACAGUACAUAUACACCUCAAUGUCAUGUCCCUGUAGGCCACAGUACAUAUACACCUCAAUGUCAUGUCCCUGUAGGCUACAGUACAUAUACACCUCAAUGUCAUGUCCCUGUAGGCCACAGUACAUAUACACCUCAAUGUCGUGUCCCUGUAGGCUACAGUAAAUAUUUGACAGAGGUACACCUCAGAUUGCAGAAGGUUUCUGAAAGUGUGGAUUCCUGAGGAAACAAACGGUCACUGUGCUGUUAAAUGAUUCCUGAGGAAACUAACGAGUCACUGUGCUGUUAAAUGAUUCCUGAGGAAACAAACGGGUCACUGUGCUGUUAAAUGAUUCCUGAGGAAACAAACGAGUCACCGUGCUGUUAAAUGAUUCCUGAGGAAACAAACAAGUCACUGUGCUGUUAAAUGAUCCUGAGGAAAACAAACGAGCAUGUGCUGUUAAAUGAUUCCUGAGGAAACAAACGAGCACUGUGCGGUUAAAUGAUUCCUGAGGAAACAAACGAGUCACUGUGCUGUUAAAUGAUUCUGAGGGGAAACUAACGAGUCACUGUGCUGUUUAAAUGAUUCCUGAGGAAACAAACGGGUCACUGUGCUGUUAAAUGAUUCCUGAGGAAACUAACGAGUCACUGUGCUGUUAAAUGAUUCCUGAGGAAACUAACGAGUCACUGUGCUGUUAAAUGAUUCCUGAGGAAACAAACGGGUCACUGUGCUGUUAAAUGAUUCCUGAGGAAACAAACAAGUCACUGUGCUGUUAAAUGAUUCCUGAGGAAACAAACGAGUCACUGUGCUGUUAAAUGAUUCCUGAGGAAACAAAACGAGUCACUGUGCUGUUAAAUGAUUCCUGAGGAAACAAACGAGUCACUGUGCUGUUAAAUGAUUCCUGAGGAAACAAAACGAGUCACUGUGCUGUCAAAUGAUUCCUGAGGAAACAAAACGAGUCACUGUGCUGUUAAAUGAUUCCUGAGGAAACAAAACGAGUCACUGUGCUGUUAAAUGUCAAUAUGUCCCUUUUUUACCAUCCCCAUUUUGCAUCACCAUAAAUAUUGCUCUGUGUCUUUUUUGAAGGACACCACUGUCAGGCUGUGGAAUAUAGAACACUCUGAAGAGAUACCUUGCGUUAUUGAGACCAGGAAGGCUCAGGGAAUGGGCUAUCGUAUCCUCAAGGUUGGCAUGUUGUUCAUCAUUAUACGUAGAGUGAAACCUGAUCCCAGAUCAGUCUCUGAGACACUGUGAAUAAAGGCAGAUUAUGUUUGGUGACACUGUUUUGGUGAACCUAAUCCAGUCUUGUCUUUCAGUGUGAGGAGUGUGGAAAGGCUUUCUCCAUUUGUCGACUGGAGAACUCCGACUUGGUCACAAAGUGUGUGUUCUGCCGGCUGAAGACAGCAACCAGAUCCCAUCUUCAGCCUCCUCCUCUGUUGUCUAUGAAUUGAAUGUAUUAUUUUCUAGUCCUUGUACGUUACUGUAAAUAACUAGGUCCUGUGUUUAGUGUGUACUGUAUCGAGUUAAAGCUAUACUUGUUCAUUCAUUUUGUCAGAAAAUAUCUAAAGUAUCUAUCUAUUGUGAGUCUUUCUCCGUGGUACACACACACCUGGAGUCUAGGGAGGCUAUAGUGAACCCACACAGCUGGAGGCUAUAGUGAACCCACACAGCUGGAGGCUAUAGUGAACCCACACAGCUGGAGUCUAGGGAGGCUAUAGUGAACCCACACAGCUGGAGUCUAGGGAGGCUAUAGUGAACCCACACAGCUGGAGUCUAGGGAGGCUAUAGUGAACCCACACAGCUGGAGUCUAGGGAGGCUAUAGUGAACCCACACAGCUGGAGUCUAGGGAGGCUAUAGUGAACCCACACAGCUGGAGUCUAGGGAGGCUAUAGUGAACCCACACAGCUGGAGGCUAUAGUGAACCCACACACAGCUGGAGUCUAGGGAGGCUAUAGUGAACCCACACAGCUGGAGUCUAUAGUGAACCCACACAGCUGGAGUCUAGGGAGGCUAUAGUGAACCCACACAGCUGGAGUCUAGGGAGGCUAUAGUGAACCCACACAGCUGGAGUCUAGGGAGGCUAUAGUGAACCCACACAGCUGGAGUCUAGGGAGGCUAUAGUGAACCCACACAGCUGGAGUCUAGGGAGGCUAUAGUGAACCCACACAGCUGGAGGCUAUAGUGAACCCACACACAGCUGGAGUCUAGGGAGGCUAUAGUGAACCCACACAGCUGGAGGCUAUAGUGAACCCACACACAGCUGGAGUCUAGGGAGGCUAUAGUGAACCCACACAGCUGGUGUCUAGGGAGGCUAUAGUGAACCCACACAGCUGGAGGCUAUAGUGAACCCACACACAGCUGGAGUCUAGGGAGGCUAUAGUGAACCCACACACAGCUGGAGGCUAGGGAGGCUAUAGUGAACCCACACAGCUGGAGUCUAGGGAGGCUAUAGUGAACCCACACACAGCUGGAGUCUAGGGAGGCUAUAGUGAACCCACACAGCUGGAGGCUAUAGUGAACCCACACAGCUGGAGUCUAGGGAGGCUAUAGUGAACCCACACAGCUGGAGUCUAGGGAGGCUAUAGUGAACCCACACACAGCUGGAGUCUAGGGAGGCUAUAGUGAACCCACACAGCUGGAGUCUAGGGAGGCUAUAGUGAACCCACACACAGCUGGAGUCUAGGGAGGCUAUAGUGAACCCACACAGCUGGAGUCUAGGGAGGCUAUAGUGAACCCACACAGCUGGUGUCUAGGGAGGCUAUAGUGAACCCACACAUCUGGAGUCUAGGGAGGCUAUAGUGAACCCACACACAGCUGGAGUCUAGGGAGGCUAUAGUGAACCCACACAGCUGGAGUCUAUAGUGAACCCACACACAGCUGGAGUCUAGGGAGGCUAUAGUGAACCCACACAGCUGGAGGCUAUAGUGAACCCACACACCUGGAGUCACCUGUCAAAAGGAUGAUCUGAAUCAGUGUUCUGUCAUGGUAGCAGAGCCAUAGUAGUUGAGGAAAAAUAAUGUGUCAAAAAAUGCAAUAUUUACAAUUGACAACAAGUUCAAUGCAGUCCUCAAUGGAGGAGUCUGAACAGCAGCCACAGACCCAGGAGCUGGCAGAGCUGUAUAAACUGGCCCAGCAGGUCCAC
This is a messenger RNA of Coregonus sp. 'balchen', 12537 nucleotides long. The record is from the annotation of a GenBank genome assembly. NCBI's taxonomy places the organism in Eukaryota, Metazoa, Chordata, Actinopteri, Salmoniformes, Salmonidae.